Molecule: messenger RNA, 5508 nt
Organism: Pelobates fuscus (common spadefoot toad)
Lineage: Eukaryota; Metazoa; Chordata; Amphibia; Anura; Pelobatidae
Gene: TRIM2
Product: tripartite motif containing 2
Exons: 12
Coding region: 447-2693 (748 amino acids)
Biological process (GO): proteasome-mediated ubiquitin-dependent protein catabolic process; protein monoubiquitination; negative regulation of translation
Molecular function (GO): translation repressor activity; zinc ion binding; ubiquitin protein ligase activity
Source: RefSeq, a predicted model, not a curated record
UCAGCUUUCUGAAAGGGGGAAUAAAAGAUGCACUGAAUAAAGAUUGGUUGGGGCUGUAUUCUAUUGCGAGUCAGAAAUAAUCAAUGACCCAGAACAUAUCUGUCACUCCGCCGGUGACAAAGCAGUGGCUGCCUCAUAUAUUCCUGCUGUAUUUUUCUCUGUGCGUCACUUCUCUGCCAGGAUUACAGCAUCACUCCUAGAUACAGGGCUGCAAAUUCUGGAAAUGGCUGUGAUACUGGAAAGCGUGUGUCCAGCCUCUCCCUGCUCACUGUCUGCAAAUCUUCUCUUCUAGUGAGAAAUAUCAUUUCUCCCAUGGGAUUAUUUGUCACCCGUUUCUAAAAAAUUGUCUUCUGUGCUGACGUUUUUCCUGAUUUUUAUAUAGAUUUUGCCAACAAAAAUGGUGUGCAAGGUGGAAGGGAACGUAACCCACAUGUCAGUGGUCUAGGAUGGCCAGUGAAGGUUCCAAUAUCCCUAGCCCUGUGGUGCGCCAGAUUGAUAAGCAAUUUCUGAUCUGCAGCAUAUGCCUCGACCGAUACAAGAAUCCCAAAGUUCUACCCUGUCUGCACACAUUUUGUGAGAGGUGUUUGCAGAACUACAUUCCAGCUCACAGUUUGACCUUAUCUUGUCCAGUUUGCCGUCAGACUUCAAUUCUACCUGAGAAGGGUGUCUCUGCUCUACAAAAUAAUUUCUUCAUUACAAACCUGAUGGAUGUGCUCCAGAGGAGUCCAGAUAAUGGAAUUGAAGAGUCCUCCAUUUUGGAGACCGUGAAUGCUGUUGCUGCUGGAAAACCACUGUCCUGUCCCAACCAUGAUGGAAAUGUGAUGGAAUUUUAUUGCCAGUCAUGUGAGACUGCAAUGUGCCAGGACUGUACAGGAGGGGAACAUGCAGAGCACCCCACAGUACCUCUAAAAGAUGUGGUUGAGCAACAUAAGGCAGCUCUGCAGGCUCAGCUGGAUGCUGUCAAGAAAAGGUUGCCUGAGAUAGAUUCUGCUCUUCAAGUUGUAUCUGAAAUUAUAAGUCAAUUGGCAAAUCAAAAAUCCAGCAUUGUAGAUGAAAUUCAUUCAACAUUUGAUGACCUGCAGAAAACGCUAAAUGUUCGAAAAAGUGUACUGCUCAUGGAACUGGAAGUUAACUAUGGUUUGAAACAUAAAGUUCUUCAAGCACAACUUGACACGUUAAUUGAAGGACAGGACAGCAUUAAGAGCUGCAGUACCUUCACGGCGCAGGCACUUAAUCAUGGAACAGAAACCGAAGUUUUGUUGGUUAAAAAACAGAUGAGCGACAAGCUGAAUGAGUUAGCCGACCAGGAUUUCCCACUGCAGCCCCAUGAAAACGAUCAGUUGGACUUCAUUGUGGAAACUGAUGGAUUGAAAAAGUCAAUUCACAACCUUGGUACCAUCCUAACAACAAAUGCUGUGGCCUCAGAAACAGUGGCCACUGGGGAAGGGUUAAGGCAGAGUGUAAUUGGACAGGCAAUGUCUGUCACUAUAACCACAAAAGACAAAGACGGAGAACUCUGCAAGACUGGUAGUGCUUACAUUUCAGCUGGACUGUUCACUCCGGAUGGCAGCGUUACUGAUGGUGAAAUACUUGACAAUAAAAAUGGCACUUAUGAGUUUAUGUACACAAUACCUAAAGAAGGGGACUUCACACUUUCUUUGAGACUUUAUGAUCAGCAUAUAAAGGGAAGUCCUUUUAAACUAAAGGUAGUCAAAUCUGCUGAUGUCUCUCCCACCACUGAAGGGGUGAAGAGGCGAGUAAAGUCACCCGGAAGUGGGCAUGUGAAACAAAAAGCUGUGAAGAGGCCGGCAAGUAUGUACAGCACUGGAAAAAGGAAAGAAAACCCAAUAGAAGAUGACUUAAUCUUUAGAGUUGGUACAAAGGGAAGAAAUAAAGGUGAAUUUACGAAUCUCCAAGGUGUAGCUGCAUCAACAAAUGGAAAAAUUUUGAUAGCGGAUAGUAACAACCAAUGUGUACAGAUAUUUUCUAAUGAUGGGCAAUUUAAGAGCCGAUUUGGUAUUCGAGGAAGAUCUCCAGGUCAGCUCCAGAGACCAACAGGAGUGGCUCUCCAUCCAAGUGGUGACAUUAUCAUUGCGGACUAUGACAACAAGUGGGUCAGCAUCUUCUUACCAGAUGGAAAAUUCAAGACAAAAAUUGGAUCUGGCAAGUUGAUGGGACCCAAGGGAGUCUCUGUCGAUCGCAAUGGACACAUUAUUGUAGUGGACAACAAAGCGUGUUGUGUUUUCAUCUUCCAGCCAAACGGAAAAAUAGUAACCAGGUUUGGUAGUCGUGGAAAUGGGGACAAACAGUUUGCAGGUACACUUGAUGGUCCUCACUUUGCCGCUGUGAAUACCAACAAUGAAAUAAUUGUGACAGACUUCCAUAAUCACUCCGUUAAGGUAUUUAAUCAAGAUGGAGAGUUCAUAUUGAAGUUUGGAUCAAAUGGAGAAGGAAACGGACAGUUUAAUGCUCCGACUGGAGUUGCUGUAGAUUCCAAUGGCAAUAUCAUUGUAGCAGAUUGGGGAAACAGCCGAAUACAGGUUUUUGAUGGAAGUGGAUCAUUUUUAUCAUACAUCAACACUUCUGCUGACCCGCUCUAUGGGCCUCAAGGACUGGCCCUGACGUCGGAUGGUCACGUUGUUGUAGCAGACUCUGGAAACCAUUGCUUCAAGGUUUAUCGAUAUUUACAGUAACUGAAAGGCUUCAGUUCUUUGGGUCUAACUGCACUAGAUAUGUACCAACUUCAAGAUGGGGUGGAAAUCUAACUGCACUUCAUCAGAAGUGUUUUUCCAAAUGACACUCAUUUAUUUAAUUUCUAUUCAAACAUGUUUACGUUUUGGCGAUGGCCAUUUCUGAGUAAAAUGUUUCGUCGCUAUGGAGAACUGCAUUAAUGUGUUAGAGGAAAUCUCAACACAUCAAUGCACUGGGACUCCUGUUCUGCACUUGGGUCUUUAGACCUUUUAGAAUACCUACUUGUGGGACAGUGGCUCUUUUCUAGAGCUUCUGCUCGUUAUUACUUAUUUCCCCAUGACUGAAAUCUGGACAACAUCCAAGCUUGUAUAUCCUGGUAGGUAUUGUGUUAAAAAUCUAAAAAAAUUAAAUAAAAAUUUUGGUAUCUUAGAACUCUAAUGUAUGAUAGUAAAACUUGGUGUAUUCACAGUCAAAUAUAACAAGCUGUUGUCAUGUUUAUAACAAUUACACAAGUCCACACAGCCGUAUAAGUCCACAUGCACUUCUAUUUAUUCUGCGGUACACUGAUAUAAACAGCAUAAAGGCGUUUGUGUGCUUUUACUUCACUCAUUUUGACAUGUAUUCUAGAUUUCUUUUCUUUUGUUACAAGACUGAAAAAAAAGUUUAAUUUUCAUAUGACGUAUCUAUGAUUUUUUUUUUUCUUAAAUGAUAGAUUUGCCAAUUUAAUUAAUUAACACAUAAUGAGGUGUAAACUAACUAGACCCAAUAUGAAAUGUUGCAUGCUUCCUUUUUUUGGAACAAUAUCCAUUUAAACCUUCUCAUGUUUCUAGGCUGAAAGUAGAAAGACAAGUGUUGCCUUGUAUGGGAUGUAUAGCCAUAUGAAUAUUUUUGGGACCGUGUUACAUUUUUGUAGCAUGAUUCUAGGCAUACCUAUCAAUAUUACAGGAGCUCUAAACUGAGCCUGUCCUGCCGGAUCCGGGAUUUUUGGAAGAUGGGUUUCUGAAUAUUGAACAGUUUAUGCCUGGGUCACAUUGGGUGGGUUUUUAGUGACCAGUUAGUUAUUACUCUCUUUCUUGGUAUUGCCCUGGAAUAGGUAAGCAAACUUUCAUUCAAUCAUUUUGCAGGACAAAAUUUCAAAAAUGAACACUAUAAAACUGAGAAAUUAUGAUUUUGUUCCAAAUAUGUCCCUCAUUUUAUAUUUGUAUAUCCUGUAUAUCCCUAACUAUGUUCUUAAAUGAUGGUAGCCAUAUUGGUUGAUUGAUAAAACUACUUUGAAUGCUACCCCAAUUAGUUAAUGCCAUCUAAUGUUUUGUUGAUCCUAUACAAACUGUAAACUACAGAACUAUCUUUGCUGAAAAACAUAGCCCAAACCUUUUUCUUUUCUCACAAAAUGUUCACUGAAUCUAAAGAUGUUCAAGUUUUGUAUGUGCAAGGCCAUCUUAAAGGGACACUCUGGCCACCAUUGAAACAAAAUGAAAUUCUUAUGAUGAAAGAAGGCUCCCAGCAGCCGACUUACCUCAAGGAGUUAAACUGUUUAAUAUCAAAGUCUUGAAUCCAGUGCCUGUUGGUACUUCCCACAAACAUCCACUACUGUCUUGGGCUUUAAUCAGGAAGCCUCGCGAUGGGAGUUGCUGAUAGGCUGAGUGUGACAGCUAAUGCUCACAACCUAUCCGUAGCUCCCCAUUCACAAACUGGAGUGAGAAACGAAUGCAUUUUUCUCUGUGUUUUAUGAAUGGUAAGCUACUAAUAGGCUGAAAGCUCUACCCCUCUCAGUAGAGAUGUUUGUGGAAAGAGCUAAGGACUCUGGAUUCAAGACAUGAAGUCCCUUUAUGAAAGCCAGCGUUAGAGGUCCUCCUUAACAACGUAAUUCUGAUGGUUAUGUUGCCCAGAGUGUUCCUUUAAGGCAUACUUUUCACAGAACAAAAUUUAGAGCACCACUUACAUAUACUAUAUACCCCACUUAGUGGGUUAGAGAUUUCCAGUUGCAAUUCCACCAUCCAGAACAGGACAUUUAAUCUGGAUCCAUGGUUGUGUACUGAGGAACUGUAAGGAUUCAAGAAGGAAAUAUGGCACAGAUAUGUAGAAUUGGAUUGGCAUUAAGGAUUAUGUUAUUUAGACUGUGGUAGCUAUGAGCAAUUGUCAGUCCAGCUCAGACCAACUGCUCUGUGAAAUAAAACCAUUGUAUUCCUGAUACAAGGCAGAAAGGGUCCUCUACAGCUAGCUGAUGAAGACAUCCAGCUUCUACAGAAAUUUCAGAAGUCGGUAUUUACUUAUGCCGUAAUUUCAUUAAUUGCUCUCAGCCAAUGAAUGCAAAACUAUUCCUAGGAAUAAACACAGAAUUGACAUUAGCCAGCCAGGGCUUGAUAAUGAAACCCGAACUAUGCUGCUAGAGGUGGAACUACACCUCUGGCAGCAGAGGGAUUAAACUCCAUAUGUGCAGUGUUUCAAAGUGAAAUGCUGCAUAGACAGACUCCAGGCACCAUAACCACUUCAAAUCACUGAAGUGGUCAUGGGACUUGGAGUAACCCUUUAAAACAACAGAAUCAAAACUGUUCUGAGAAAAUCCAUAGAUGUAAGAUGAAUAAGCAAAUAGAUACCUAAUGAUUCAAAUAAGCAAUGUUUUAACCUGUCCACUUUAAAUUGUCGCUAAUCCUUAAGUAAUACACUCAAAGGGAAUUUGAUGAUGUCACAUCCAGUGGUAUCUGCUGCAUAUAUUUAAAGAAAAAUUAGCAGGAAUAAAGCAAACAGUGGCUGGUGUAAAAAUAAUGCAGUGUUUAGAAUUUUUUUUUUUUUUUUUUAAGUAAGAAAAAAAUUGAA